CGAUGGACAUGAAGAAAACGCUGACAGAAGGCGAUAUAUUCACAUUCAGGUGUAACGUUUCGGAAUCUGAUGCUUUGGAUUUGUUCUCUAACCCACUUAAAUAUUUCUUCCGCGAUCAAACAUCCGGAAAUCAAGUCAAGAUCUCAGAAAACAGACAAAUAGUGGACGCAUCAUCUCCCUGGAGAGUUGAUAUCCAUCCGAACUCAACCAGCAGCUUUUUUUUAUUCGAAUUAUCGGGAAUGGUAAAUAUGGAGAGCUCUGGAACCUACUACUGUACCAGAAAAAAUGUCAACAACUCAGUGAUCCUAACAGUGAGAGAACUAACACAGGAUGUGAAAACAAUUGACUUUUCCAUAUCGGCUCUCGAUGAAUUUGGAGUUCCUGCCGGAGAGGAGUUCAUUGUGACAAGAUUGGAAGGCCAACAAGAUCCUGAACCUAAGGUGGUGCACAUUGAUUCCGGUUAUUAUCAAGCCAUAUGUAAUGCGGAAGAGGGUAUCCCAAAGCCUAGAUAUGUACUGAAGUCUGGAAAUGCUGAUCUGGCUUUCGAACACAUGAAGAAGGUUCUUCUCAACUCGGCAACAUCAGAUUUAUCAUGUCACGUUGAGAAUGGAGAAUUUGCUCAUCAUCUCAAGUUCCUUCUGAUGAUUAAUGCAGGACAUCCCGAGAUGGACUGCAGCUCUCCGACUGUUGCCACUGGAGAGGAUGCAGAAUUCGACUGUCUGGUGACUGGUAAAAACCUUAAGUGUGAUCACUUUUCCUGGAUUUCGGAACUAGAUGGGAGCCCGUUCAAUAACAAAGCGAACUACACAGUAGAUUGUCAAGUACAGGAAAGUGGAAAUAGCAUGAUAAAUGUGUUGAAGUUUAAGAAUGUCAUGUCAUCUGAUUUUGACGAAGGUUACAUUCUGAAAUUUGAAAAUCACCUUGAUGAAACAUUUCAAACGGUGAACAAACUGAAGAAGAAGAAGAAGAUGGAAAUAAUAAAUUCAGCAACAACAGUGGUGCCUUUUGGAAUGAUGUCUCUCCUCUUCCUGUCCGUACUGGGACUCAUCCUGUAG
Messenger RNA from Ylistrum balloti, 1055 nucleotides. RefSeq lists its product as uncharacterized. The record is from RefSeq and is a predicted model, not a curated record. The transcript is spliced from 6 exons. Lineage: Eukaryota; Metazoa; Mollusca; Bivalvia; Pectinida; Pectinidae. The coding region runs from base 3 to 1055 and encodes 350 amino acids.